Oreochromis aureus is the source of this 2572-nucleotide messenger RNA. RefSeq names its product tripartite motif-containing protein 16-like. The coding region runs from base 180 to 1859 and encodes 559 amino acids. The record is from RefSeq and is a predicted model, not a curated record. Gene Ontology annotation, molecular function: zinc ion binding; protein binding. NCBI's taxonomy places the organism in Eukaryota, Metazoa, Chordata, Actinopteri, Cichliformes, Cichlidae. The transcript has a single exon.
GUCUGUAUCAGGAUGGGUCUAAACAACAUGGUGUAAAUGCAGUUGCUGGUGAGCCUCAUUUCCUGUAGGAGGUGAACAAGAGCAGAGAUCUGUUUCCCUUCAGAGCACAGAGGUUGUUUCUGUUCAGAGAAAGUCAGACUGUCUGACAGUCACUGAGAGACGGUGAAACGGCACAGCACAUGAAUCAAAUGGACCAAAUAAAAUUCUGCUGUUCAGUCUGUUUGGAUCUACUGAAGGAUCCGGUGACUAUUCCCUGUGGACACAGCUACUGCAUGAACUGUAUUAAAAGCUUCUGGGAUGAAGAGGAAAAGAAGAAAAUCUACAGCUGCCCUCAGUGCAGACAGACUUUCACACCGAGGCCUGUCCUGAUGAAAAACACCAUGUUAGCAGAUUUCGUGGAGGAGCUGAAGAAGACUGGACUCCAAGCUGCUCCUGCUGAUCACUGCUAUGCUGGACCUGAAGAUGUGGCCUGUGAUGUCUGCACUGGGAGAAAAAUGAAAGCCUUCAAGUCCUGUUUAUUCUGUCUGGCAUCUUACUGUAAGGAACACCUUCAGCCUCAUUAUGAUGUGGUUCCAUUAAAGAAACACAAGCUAAUGGAACCAUCAAACAAGCUCCAGGAGAACAUCUGCUCUCGUCAUGAUGAGGUUAAGAAGAUGUUCUGCCGUACUGAUCAGCAGAGUAUCUGUUAUCUCUGCUCUGUGGAUGAACAUAAAGGCCACGACACAGUCUCAGCUGCAGCAGAAAGGACUGAGAGGCAGAGAGAGCUGGAGGUGAGUCGACAAAACAUCCAGCAGAGAAUCCAGGACAGAGAGAAAGAUGUGAAGCUGCUUCAACAGGAGGUGGAGGCCAUCAAUCAGUCUGCUGAUCAAACAGUGGAGCACAGUGAGAAGAUCUUCACUGAGCUGAUCCAUCUCAUCCAGAAAAGAAGUUCUGAUGUGAAGCAGCAGAUCAGAUCCCAGCAGGAAACUGAAGUGAGUCGAGUCAAAGAGCUUCAGGAGAAGCUGGAGCAGGAGAUCACUGAGCUGAAGAGGAAAGAUGCUGAGCUGAAGCAGCUAUUGAAGCAGCUCUCACACACACAGGACCACAACCACUUUCUACACAACUGCCCUUCACUGUCAGCACUCAGUGAGUCUACAGACUCAUCCAGCAUCAAUAUCCGUCCUCUGAGCUACUUUGAGGAUGUGACAGCAGCUGUGUCAGAGGUCAGAGAUAAACUACAGGACAUCCUGAGAGAGGAAUGGACAAACAUCUCACUGACAGUCACUGAAGUGGAUGUUUUACUGUCAGAUCCACCAGAGCCAAAGACCAGAGCUGGAUUCUUAAAAUAUUCAUAUGAAAUCACACUGGAUCCAAACACAGCACACAAACAGCUGUUAUUAUCAGAGGGGAACAGGAAAGUGACAUUAAUGAAUCAACAACAGCCUUAUUCUGAUCAUCCAGACAGAUUCACUGUACGAUAUCAGGUCCUGAGUAGAGAGAGUCUGACUGGACGUUGUUACUGGGAGGUCCAAUGGAGAGGGAGAGGAGGUUAUGUAGUAGUUUCGUAUAAGAAUAUUACCAGAGAAGAUUGUGGGAAUGAAUCUAAAUUUGGACGUAAUGAAAAAUCCUGGGCAUUAAAUUGUUAUCAAAAUAGUUAUAAAUUGUGGCACAACAACAUCCAAACUCCUGUCUCAGGUCCUCAGUCCUCCAGAGUAGGAGUGUACCUGGAUCACAGAGCAGGUAUUUUGUCCUUCUACAGCGUCUCUGAAACCAUGACUCUCCUCCACAGAGUCCAGACCACAUUCACUCAGCCGCUCUAUGCUGGACUUUGGCUUUACUGCAAUUUUGGAGACAUUGCUGAGUUCAUUAAACUGAAGUAGAAUGAAGUAUAUUUGUAUUGUCUAAUUGUCUAUUUCACUUUUAUACAACUGUGACAUGCUUGAAUCCCUGUUGGAUUCUGUAUGUACACAUCCAGAUUCAGUUUAAUGGGUUUGCACUCAUGGAGAUUCUGCUAAUUUUAUUAAACAGAAAUAGACCAAAAUCUUUCAUAUUGUUAUGCUUUUUAAUCUGUAAUAUAUAACAUCAUUUUAUUUUCGCUCCAUGAUGGUUGUGGCAUUUCUCAACAGCACAGAGAUCAGCUGUCAGUCAAACAUUAUGGGUGGUACCUCCACAUCUUCUAGUUGUUCUCUUGAUGUUUCUGAGUUUUUAAAGGAGAUCUUUCCUGUGACUGUUUAUGGAGGCUAUCACUGCUCAGCAUCAUUUUGAUUUACUAAAAUAUUUUUCCACAUGAAAAUGUAAACUUCUCUGUGCUCUAAAAGUUUGUUGAAAAUUUACAUGUUUUUUUAUGUUGUCGUUUUUGUUCCACUUCAUUGGCCUUAACAAUGAAAUCAGCAGACCUUCUUUUAUCAGAUUUUGUUCUCAUAAGUUUGCAAAGUCACAUUUCCUUAUGUCUGUUUGGCAGACUUUUAUUGUUAAAAUCAACAAAGAAUUGAGGUAAAACUAUGAUCUCAAUGAAUAUAUGAAAUAUAUAAGUUCCUUUUUUAAUGUGUGAUCAAACUACAAGUUUUCAGGAUUAAUAAAACUUUGAACAAAG